Molecule: messenger RNA, 2904 nt
Organism: Balaenoptera ricei (Rice's whale)
Lineage: Eukaryota; Metazoa; Chordata; Mammalia; Artiodactyla; Balaenopteridae
Gene: ANKRD65
Product: ankyrin repeat domain 65
Exons: 7
Coding region: 585-1748 (387 amino acids)
Cellular component (GO): cytoplasm; nucleus
Molecular function (GO): protein binding
Source: RefSeq, a predicted model, not a curated record
UCUUCAGGGAGGGGCACACGUGCCUCCAGGGACCUGCACUCCCCGAGGACCCCAGACAGUUCCUCAGCCCCGCGCCCGUGGACUGCUCAGCUCACCCUCGAGUGGCACAGGAAUCCCAGGCCUCUCAAGCUCACCAGCACCCUUCAGACACGUAGGGAGCUCGAUGACAGCGACAUGCACAGCUUGUUCAAGGGACGCGGGUGGAGACACGCCGGCCAGGACAGCUGCUGAGGCCCCCUGCAACACACGCCAAGCCCUGCUGCCCAGCACACGUGCAAUUGAACUGCUUGCACUGGCGCACGCGUGUGAAGAUCUCACGGUCCUCCACUCAUUCAUUCACUCAUUCAACAAGCACUCCGUUGAGCUCCCGCUGUGCGCCAGGCACGACGGACGCCUGUGGAUUCAACGCGGAGGGAGGCCAACAGAAGCCUCUGCCUGUAGCGGGACAGCUCUUUGCAGCUUAACCAGUAAACUGUCUGCGUCCACCCAGAACACCUUGCUCCUUACGGGACGAAUCUGCCAGCCUGUGUGACGUGCUCUCACGAAGCUCUCAUUCUAGAAGAGGAGUGACCGUGGCUUACGGGAUGGACUCUAGGGUCUCUGAGCCUCGGAAGCAGGACCUGACAGAGGCAGGGGCAGAGCAGGAACUGCGGUGGUUGGAGCUGGGCUCCGAGGAGGCCCCAGGAGCUGGGACAGAGGGGCCCAGCGCCCCACAGGCCUGGGGGCGCCUGCUGCAGGCCGUGUGGAAGGGUCACGUGGGCCUGGUGACUCAGCUGCUGCGGCAAGGGGCCAGUGUGGAGGAGAGGGACCGCGCGGGCAGGACCCCGCUGCAUCUGGCCGUGCUGCGCGGCCACGUGCUGCUGGUGCGUCUCCUGCUGCAGCGCGGGGGCCGGGCCGUAGCCGCAGACCGCGCGGGGCGCACGCCGCUGCACGAGGCCGCCUGGCAUGGGCCCUCGCAGGCGGCCGAGCUGCUCCUACGGCGCGGGGCGUCGGCGAACGCGUGCUGCGAGGCCGGCCUCACGCCGCUGCACUGGGCCGCCGCGCUGGGCCGCACGCUGCUGGCCAGGCGCCUGCUGGACGCACCGGGCCCGGGCUCCGCAGCGGCGGACGCGCGCGGUUGGACGGCGGCGCACUGGGCGGCCGCGGGCGGCCGGCUGCCGGUGCUCGAGCUGCUGGCGGCGGGCGGCGGCGCGGGCCUGGACGGCGCCCUGCUCGUGGCGGCCGCGGCCGGGCAGUCGGCAGCGCUGCGCCUCCUCCUGACGCACGGGGCGCGGGUGGACACCCGGGACGGCGUGGGGGCCACGGCGCUGGGUGUCGCGGCCGACCUGGGCCGCCGGCAGGACAUGGAGAUGCUGCUUGAGCACGGGGCCGACCCAAGCCUCAAGGACAGGCACGGCCGCUCUGCACUCCACAGGGCUGCUGCUGGUGGACAUCUGCUCGCCGUCCAACUGCUGGCCGCCUGGGGAGCGGAGGUGGACGCUCGGGACACAUUGGGCCUCACCCCCCUGCACCACGCUGCCCGGGGAGGCCACAUGGAGGUCGCCGGCCACCUCCUGGCCAGGGGUGCGAAGGUCGACGCCGCUGGCUGGCUCCACAUGACCCCCCUGCAUCUUGCCGUGGAGCGCGGCCACGGCUCCACCGCGGAGCUUUUGCUGAGCCGAGGGGCCAGCCCCACCCGGGGGACGCAGUGCGGGGAGGUGGCCCAGGACCUGGGGCCUGCCGUCUGUGGAGAGCAGGAGGAGCCCUAGGGGCACAGGGCCCCAGGGCUGCAGGGCCAGAGCAGGACCAAAGGCUCCAGGCUCCCACGGCCUUCAGGGCACGCAGGCUCCUCUCCGCUGGUCUGAGGCCACCUGCCAGGGUGCACGGGAGAACACCCCAGAGGUCCCUGGAGGAGAAGGAAGCAGUGGCUGGAGACCCAGCAAGAAGCGUGGGGCUGACCUGGAACCAUUCCAGACUCCCAGGGCCACGUCAGCCCUGCAGCUCCAGCCCUGUGCACGCUCUUUGGCGGAGAGACUGAGUCGUGGCCACAGAACUGACCAAAACCCGAUGGGCUCCCGUUUGUCCGUCCCCCAUUGGGGUGUCAGCCUCGGUGCUCCCCCCGGGCACACUGGCACUCUUACUGUGUUUCCUUAGAUUCAGUAUUUGUCUCUUGGCACCCACUCACUAAUGACAGGGCCAAACGAACGGCCAGUUGUCCUCCUCUCCCCUGCCGUCCCUACCCACGCCCUGAACGGCUGCCUUCUCUCACAUGCCCAGCUGACAUCCCUCUGCCUGAAGUCAUCCAGGGCCAGGCCUGCCUCUGUGCACCAAGGCCCACUGGAUUAUCAAACAAACCAAUCAGAAACUGUUUCCCUGCCCUGCCCUGCCCUGCCUUUUCCGCAGGAACCCCAAUAAAGGCCUGAGCCUUCCCCGGGCCCCUGCUCUUGCCUCCCGAUCGACACUGCUGCUUCUGCCUGUGUCCCUGUGGGGCGUGGUGUGCCCUCCCCUCAGGAAAUGUAAGGCAUAAAAAUCUGCUUUCAGGGGCUUCCCUGGUGGCGCAGUGGUUAGGAAUCCGCCUGCCAGUGCAGGGGACACAGCUUUGAGCCCUGGUCCAGGAAGAUCCCACAUGCUGCGGAGCAACUAAGCCCAUGCGCCACAACUAUUGAGGCUGCGCUCUAGAGCCUGCAAGCCACAACUGCUGAAGCCCGUGCGCCACAACUACUGAACCCACGUGCCUAGAGCCCAUGCUCUGCAACAAGAGAAGCUACCGCAAUGAGAGGCCCGUGCACCGCAAUGAAAAGCAGGCCCCACUCGCCACAACUAGAGAAAGCCACCGUGCGCAGCAACGAAGACCCAACACAGCCAAAAAAACAAAAACAAAAACCUGCUUUCAAUAGCUUUAACCUCUCCCUGUCAUCACUCAGC